AUAUGUUCCCAAUUUCUCCCCUUUCUCUUUUCCUGGCGUUAUAUCACCUGUAUUAAUCUGAAGUUGCCUAAGAGAGUUACAAUUGCCAUGUCUCCACAGCUGUGGGAACUCGAUACCCUUGAAGAUGCGGAGGGCCAUCUCCAGUGGCUCGAUUUCCAGCCGUUCAAGCUCCAAAACCUCGUCGAUGGAAACCUCAUCCCUCACCCCCACAAUGAUUGGAUUGAUUCCAUGAACCCCAAGACCGGCCUCCACUUUGCAUGCAUCCCCAACAGCACUCCCGAGCAAAUCGAUCAAGCCGUCAAAGCCGCCGACGCAGCCUUUCCUGCGUGGUCUACCACACCUCCCUCGCAACGAUCACAGUACCUCCAGCGCAUUGCUUCGCGAAUUGAAGAACAACGAGAAUUGUUUGCUGUCUGGGAAAGCAUCGACCAGGGAAAGACCUUGACGCGCGCGAGAGUGGAGAUUGAUCGCGCGGUGUCUAAUUUCCGAUACUUUGCGACCUAUAUCCUGCACCAAGAAACCCAUGCCCGGUUAACAGAUACCAAUGUUUUGACCUAUGAACAUCGUUCACCGAAAGGUGUCUUCGCUCUUAUCUCGCCAUGGAAUAUGCCCUUGUAUCUUCUUACGUGGAAGAUCGCGCCCUGUCUAGCCUUCGGAUGUACAGCCGUGGCAAAGCCGAGUGAAUUGACUAGCGUGACAGCCUACCUCCUCUCGGCCGUAUUCCAAGAUGUCGGACUUCCCCCAGGUGUAAUCAACCUAGUUUACGGAGCUGGAAAUCCCACCGGCUCAGCUCUGGUUAGCCAUCCGCUCGUCAAAGGCAUCUCUUUCACCGGGGGCACAGCCACCGGCCGACAAAUCCGUCGCGAUACCGUCGACGACAUCGGGAAGCAUCUAUCGCUCGAACUCGGCGGGAAAAAUCCCACUCUCGUGUUCGAUGACGUUGACAUGGACAAGGCCGUCGCGACCGCAGCGGCUGCCGCGUUCGAGAAUCAAGGAGAGAUCUGUCUCUGUGGUUCCCGAAUAUAUGUCCAGAGAAGAGUCUGGUCGGAGUUCGUAUCACGCUUCGUCUCAUAUAUCAAAAAGCAUUACGAAUUAGGUAACACAGUCGGUGCUGUAGUCUCCUUACCACAUUAUAACAAGAUCCGGUCGUAUCUCUCCCUAGCCGCAGAAGACCCCGUCAGCGUGUUUCAUCUCGGUUCUAUACCACCGGAAAAUCCAGAAGGGGGGUUCUGGAUAGAGCCUGCUGUCUUGACGGUGUCGGAGUCGAGUCCGUUGUUGACGGACGAAAUUUUCGGCCCGGUUGUCACUCUCACUCCUUUCGAUACAGAGGAAGAAGCCAUUCGGAAAGCCAAUGAUAGUAACUAUGGACUGGCUAGUAUCUUGUUGACUAAGGAUGGGGCACGCAUGCGACGUGUCGGUGAGAGGCUGGAGGCUGGGUUGGUGUGGGUCAAUUGUUGGCUGGUUCGAGAAUUAGGGACGCCGUUCGGAGGGAUGAAGUCUUCCGGUACGGGGAGAGAGGGGGGUGAGUAUAGUAGGGAGGUUUUUACCUCUGUGCGCACGUUGCAUAUUCCGCAGGUAUAGCCGGGCUGCUUCACGGCUUUCCAUAUAUUGGUGUGGAUAUUACUCUCUUAUUGUUUCUCAUUAUGCAUUGCACUGCUCAACAUCUUCCAUAUGAGUCUCCGUUCUGUGGAAGAACAAUAUUCAUAAUGUCAAUUUUAGACUGGAGGUAUGCCUUCACUGAGAGAAUCAACCGUGCAAGAUGUUAAAUGAACCGCAUCACUCUUAUCGAGGCAUCAUUGAC
Aspergillus caelatus is the source of this 1801-nucleotide messenger RNA. RefSeq names its product aldehyde dehydrogenase. The coding region runs from base 88 to 1581 and encodes 497 amino acids. NCBI's taxonomy places the organism in Eukaryota, Fungi, Ascomycota, Eurotiomycetes, Eurotiales, Aspergillaceae. Gene Ontology annotation, molecular function: oxidoreductase activity, acting on the aldehyde or oxo group of donors, NAD or NADP as acceptor. The transcript has 4 exons. The record is from RefSeq and is a predicted model, not a curated record.